Messenger RNA from Vigna unguiculata (cowpea), 1332 nucleotides. RefSeq names its product fatty acid desaturase A (gene FADA). NCBI's taxonomy places the organism in Eukaryota, Viridiplantae, Streptophyta, Magnoliopsida, Fabales, Fabaceae. The record is from RefSeq and is a predicted model, not a curated record.
GUCCAAAGCAUCGGAAAUUGCUCUACCAAGCUUUUUGGCUCACAACAAACGUAGAGGGAAAAUUCAUGGCCAAAUAUGUGACACAAAUUUUAUGUAAGUUUCUUUGAGAAUUCAACAACACCACGAAUCCUUCUUUCCCACCACAUCAUUUAGUCUUCUCCUACUUCCACAAAACCAGAAUUUCUUCCCACAACCACUAUUGAGUACCUCCAAUUUUUUUAUAUCUUGCUCUUUCCCACUGAACAAUUUGACUCUUCUUCAUUCUUCAACACUUCCAAUGUAUUCCUUACCCCAACACAAGCAUACACCAAACUUGCACCUUAAAGUUUGCAAGAAUAACUCACCAUUUCACCCAUUUCGGGUGUAUUGUUCCGCCACUUCUACCCCCAAAUCCAAUGUCAAGCCAUUGGUCAUUGAGCCUAGACUCGUGCCUGUGGUACCAAGGGUCAUCACCACCAUCGAUGAACAUCGUCCAAUGAACAAUGACACUGGUUUGCAAUCAACAUGGUCUCAUAGAGCAUGGGUGACAAUUGGGUGCACAACUUUGCUCAUUUCCUUGGGAGAGUCUAUAAAGGGUGCAAUGGAUUCGAACAUGUGGGUUGAACCGAUUAUAGCAAGUUGGGUUGGUUACAUUUUAGCUGAUCUUGGAUCUGGGGUUUACCAUUGGGCUAUUGACAAUUAUGGUGAUGGCUCCACCCCAGUUGUUGGAGCUCAAAUUGAAGCCUUUCAAGGUCAUCACAAGUGGCCUUGGACUAUUACCAGACGUGAAUUUGCUAACAAUUUGCAUGCUUUGGCACGUGCAGUGACCUUCGCUGUGCUUCCUAUAGCUAUAUUUUGUCAUGACCCCGUUGUUCAAGGAUUUGUUGGAGUGUGCUCAGGCUGCAUCAUGUUCAGCCAACAGUUUCAUGCGUGGGCACAUGGCACGAAGAGCCGGCUUCCGCCACUCGUGGUGGCGCUGCAAGAGGCCGGCGUGCUCGUGUCACGGUCCCAGCAUGGUGCACACCACCGGCCACCGUAUAACAACAACUACUGUAUAGUGAGUGGAGUGUGGAAUGAGUUUUUGGACAAGCAUAAGGUGUUUGAAGCCAUGGAAAUGGUAUUGUAUUUUAAAACUGGGGUUAGGCCUAGGUCAUGGACUGAACCUGCCCCGGAGUGGAUUGAGGAGAUUCAGACCUCUUCUCAAAUUCAAACCCAAUGAUGUUUAUUCUCUUCUCCAUUAAUUUCUAAAUGAUUUAUUGUACACAUGUGUCUGAAUGUGUAGCUUUUGGCUCGUGUAAUUUACACUAUAUUUGAAAGGUUAAAUAUAUGAAACAAGGGGAUGUUUAUGUUGUU